UUUGUUCCUGAGGCCUCUCAGAUUCUCAGGAGGAAAAAUCCUAAGCAAAUGAUUUUUCAUGAAAAAUGUCUGCGACUCUGGCCUGUACAUCUGGGAGCUUCUCAACAGUUUGGGAAUCCUGACUGUGGCUGGGUUUUCUCUGUAGGGGAUUUGCUGGCUAUCAGGAAUUCAGAAAGGUUGAAGAUUAAAACUUUCUCUGCUAGGACUGUGAGAUGAGCCACGAAGCCAUUUGUGAACCCCACAUACAGUUUCAGCAGGGAGCAGCAGCCUGUCAGAACAGAUGAGCAGUUGCCAACUGGGUUGCUGGAUCCUGCUAUGCCUUUUGUGCCCAUAUAGGGCAUAGAUAUAGAAUAUCUGAAAGAGGAAAAGGUCCCUUCCACCCUGAGAGAGAUGCCAGCCCUGCUCACUGCUUGCUGGUGGGCAGUGGGAGGAGUAGUCAUCUGAUUUCCCCAUAUGGAAUGAUGACACCGCAGGUUCCAGGAUCCUUGUUCCAUCUUUGUCAGCCCAUGUGUCAUUGUUUCUCUUUUUUUUUUUUUUUUCACCUAUGUGUCAUUAAAACAAGCCUUCUCUGCAAUAAGGGUGAGACCAGAAAAAGUGUGAAGCCCGAGCAGUGCUGUGCAUCCUGGCACUGUUCUGUAGUGCUGUUGUUAUUCCCCAGGCUUCACUCACCAGAUUUUGCACACUUCAGGGAUUGCUGAUCUGAAUUGCCUUAAAACAUCUUGGGUUUUGAGUCCUGGUUCUCUGGUGCUGCCUUGGUUUCCUACCCUGCCUUUCCCCACAGCCACAUCGGGAUCCUCUCUCAGAGCAGCAAGGCACUGGAACAUGGAGAGUCCUUGGGCAAUUCUGGGGCACCUCACUGCCACUGGGAUGAGAGCCCGUGUUUACUGUGAAGACUUUCUGUUCCCAAAGGUGCACAGAACUAUGGCAGAGCUGUGGGGGAUUUACUCCAAACCUGUCCCAGCAGACAGCAGAGAGCUAUGCACCUUGUUCCUGCAGUGCUCCUGCAUUACAGCAGUGAUAGGGGGCCUCUUUUACAACUGGAUGUUUGCUUCCCUGGAGUACUCCUGGCCCCUCUCCGUUGCCAUAGCCAUCUCCUUCAGCCUGCUGCUUCUCCUGACUCUCUUUCUGGUGCAUCCUGCCCGUUGUGUCUUCACCAUGAUCAUGCCCACCUUAGGCACCAAGCAGGGCCGGAAGCUUCUCUUCUCCACCUGCAUCAUGAUUGCGGUGGUGAACAUAACACCCAACAUCAUAAGCAACAUUAAAACCAUACUGCAGGUCAUCCAGUGCAUCUGCAAGAACUCCUCUGACAGCCUUCUGAACUCAACUGCCCUGCUGCAGAAAGUUUCCUGGGAGUUUGCAGAUGCAGUCCAAGAAGCCACUCAUCCCAUUUAUAAGCCUAUGAAUGGACAUGUUCACUUUUCAUUGUUGCAGAACAGCUCCUUGAUUUACCAAAAAAUGCACCUUGCUGGUGAGAAAAUUAGCAGAGAGUUCUUGUCUGUUGAGGUACUGGUCAAAGACUCAGUACGAGCAGCCAACAGACUGGCUGCUGGAUUCCUCAUGCUCUAUCUCUGCUUUGAGUCCACCUGGUAUUUGAAAAAUUAUCUCACCAACCUCCGCUUUGACAAUUUUUACAUCACCAAGAAGCUGGAACGUUUAGCCAUGGACAGAAGAGCAGCUCAUCUCCUGGUGGGCUCAUCCAAAAAACUCAUCAGACCAACAGGCUUGAAGCUGACCAGGGAGGAAGCGGUGCUGUGCCUCGUGCAGGCCAUGCUGGUCACCGUGGCCCUGAUGCUGAUGCUGGUGCUGGUGGCCAUGGACCACUUUGCCUUCAGCGUGGCAGACACGGCGGUGAGAAAGGCAGCGCAGUUCUCUGCAGUGCCUGUCACUCUCAGCAUCAAAUACAAGGCUGAAAUGAGAAUCGUCCCCUUUCUAUACAAACUUUUCUGGCGUCCUCCUGAGGCCUUGCUGCUCAGGGACUUCGACAAGACCUACCACCACCAGCUGAUCUUCAGCUCUGCCCAGUGCAGGAUCAGCCCCCCCGGGCCCCCCAGCCCCUCAGUGCUGCUGGUUGUGGGGCUGCUCUUCUGCAUCCUCUACGGCUCCGCGCUGCUGGAGCCCCUGGCGCGCCGUCUGUGCCGCGCCAUUGCCGCCUCCUUCUUCCAGGGCCGCGAGGACGAGCGAGUGCUGCACCUCUACGGGAAACUGGCCAGGAGGCACAGCAAGGAGCAAAGCCCUGCCAAGGGUGCCUGGGGAAGCCAGGGGUAUGGCUGCGUGGCUGGUACCACAGCACGGGCUUCGGCCGCGGGAUCGCGCGGUUCGUUUUCCAGAGUUCGGGAAGUGUUCGGAGCUUGGGAAAAAAUACUAAAAAAACCCCAACAAAGCCUUAAAAAAUCCCAACCCUAAAAAAGAAAAAAAAAAGUUGAAUUGUUAUAUUUUUGCAUUAAUUUGAGGAAAAUGGGCUACAUUUCCAUUUUAAUGUCUAUAAGAAGGUCUGGAAUCAGCUGUUGCAUAUCCGCAGCACUAGGCAAGGCUAACUGAGAAAUAGAUGGGAGUUGGAAUUAGGGAGGAGCUCAUUUACCUUCUCCACCACAUCUGUGCUGGAAGAAGUACAUACUUCCUUUCUUUCAUAAGUUAUACCUUCAGACAACAAAAAUUGAAAGUUGUCUGACUUGAUACAUUUAAUUUUCAAUGAGUUUUUCUUUCAGGUUUUGUGCACAGAAGCCUGGGUAUACCAGAUAAAUUUAGUAGUUUAUUCACCAAAGAAAGUGUCAUUCCAACCUGCUGAAGUAAAUUCAAGAUCAAUAUGACCAUGAGAGGCACACCCUGGGCAUGGGUGGUGGAAAUCAGCAUAUGAGGGUUUUACAAAAUCUCUCCAAAAUGGCUGUUCAAAAUAAAGUAGUGAUAAAAUAGCUGCAGGACCUCAGAAGAGAAUGAGAACAGUCAAUAAAGGUCAAUGGGUGUUGAGCUCUUUUCCCAAGUAAGAAGUGAUAGGAUGAGAGCAAACAGCCUCAAGUUGUGUCAGGAGAGGUUUAGAUUUUAUAUUAGGAAAAAAAUUCUUCAAGGUUUACCAAGCACUGGCACAGGCUGCCCAGAGCAGUGGUAGGGUCACCAUCCCUGGAGGGAUUGAAAUGACACAAAGAUGUGGAAUUGGGGACAUGUAUUAAUGGUCCCUUGGCAGUGGGUUAAUCGUUGGAUUCCAUGGUUUUAAAUGUUGGGCUGUUUCAAGCUCAGAAAAUAUGUUAUUGUAUCUGAAUUAAUAAAUGCAUCACUUGGGCAGCAUCUGAAAUGUGUUAUUUUUCCUAGAGAGGCAGAUUGGACACCUCUGUAGGAGGCAGAGGAGAGGAGAUAAAUCCCUGCCAGGUUAAAAACUAAACAACUUCACAGCUUCAUUUCUUCGAAGCAUAUCUAUUAUUUUCCUCCCUUCUUCCAUUAAAGCCUUCAUUAAGGUAAUUAUUUGACAUAAUGCACCUCAAUGAGAUUAAAUGACAGAAAUGAAGUGGUUGCUGCUGCCAGAUGCACUGAAUUUUCUCAUCUUCUGAGGUACUUGAAACAAGUAUGUUUGGAUUAUAUUUUUUUAAGCACCUAUCUUACAAAACCCUGGUGAAUUCAUCUCCCCAGGGUUUUUAAUGCCCUGUUGUUCUGAUGGUUAAUCCAAGCAUCUUUGUGCCUCUACAGCAGCUGGGGGCUUUGUCAUGGUGUUUCUGUAGAAAAUGCCCUGUGCUCUAUGGUUUGGGUGAAAGCAAAAAGAUUUCCACUGAAUAGCUGAAAUUAUCUGGAGCUGGGGUUCAAACAGCUGGGAGGAGAGAAGCCUUCAGACAGCAAACCAUCCCAGCAACAUGCUGUCUUCCAACAAAAACAACUUGAAAAGGAGUUUUUCCUCAGAAGACUUAUCUUUUUGACAUCAGCCAUGUUGUCCCUGGUGCUGAAUUGGGCUGUAUUUAAUGUUUUCCCCAGACAGGGGAACUGGCAGGAGGCAGAGCUGCUGGAAAUUGCUCUGCCCUCCUGAGAGGCAUUGUUCCUCAGCCAGAUAAAGGUGUGACAAAACAGAAAACAUUGCCAUUAUAAAGCUGUAUUGCCCACUGGAGGGGUGAGCUGCCUUACCAAGGUUUGCUUGAUGGUGCAAGAGAGAAACGCUGAGCAGAUUAACCAGCAGGAAACGUUAAUUUAUUCACAUAUUUUUUAUUAAGUAGAACCAAUGUACAAGUCUGGUUAUUUGCUAAGGGAUUUUCAUCCCUCAGAGCCCUUCUACACUCACACCCUCACUCCUGCUCAUCAGGGCCGUCAUUGCCUUUGUUUUCAAGCCCCUGAAGCCCCUGAUUCCCUUGGAAUUUUGUUGUGUAUUUUAGUGAAGGAAUGGAGGUGAACUGACUCCAUUUCCUCAUGUAUAUUAGGUAAAAUAAAUGUUAAGUUCUUUUUAUGGCUGGCUGUAAGUCAAGAAUGAAUGCCCUUAAUAUACUGAGGUGCAAGUGUAAAUAAUCCAGCUCAGACAGACUCUAGGAAACAUCUCAUUCAUAGCCACAAAUCUGCAUCUAUCACAACAGACAGGCAAGCAAACAAAAAACCUUUCUCCAGAAGUAUUUUGUGAUUUUUAAGCAAACUCCAUUUUUAUUUUGUUUAUCCUAUCUAUAUUAUUUGCACUGCAAUUGCAAUGGAGAAGAGACACUUCCGUGCACCAAAUUUUAGAAAAGGAAAUAUUACUGAACAUUAAUAAUAGCAAAAAGCUACUUCAUCAGGUGUGCAGAAUGUGCUGUACCAAGUACUUGUUGUUACAGAAUUAUGGUGUUGACAUUCAGAUGUCACAGAAUAUGAAAUAACCCAUAAUUACAGUCUAA
Molecule: messenger RNA, 4832 nt
Organism: Zonotrichia albicollis (white-throated sparrow)
Lineage: Eukaryota; Metazoa; Chordata; Aves; Passeriformes; Passerellidae
Gene: OCSTAMP
Product: osteoclast stimulatory transmembrane protein
Cellular component (GO): membrane
Source: RefSeq, a predicted model, not a curated record